Messenger RNA from Thrips palmi, 906 nucleotides. RefSeq lists its product as uncharacterized. The coding region runs from base 218 to 709 and encodes 163 amino acids. The transcript has 2 exons. The record is from RefSeq and is a predicted model, not a curated record. NCBI's taxonomy places the organism in Eukaryota, Metazoa, Arthropoda, Insecta, Thysanoptera, Thripidae.
CCCUCGCCUCUCCCCUUCGCGUCCCCCUCCCCGGUCGCGCUAACCGAACCGGGUUACGAAUGGUCUACUUUGUCUUGUAACACUUCAGACCGAAAGUUUAGGACUGCUCGCGUACAGUUCCAAGAUUUACGGGGCAAGGGAAGUCCGUUUAGCGCCUAUGGAAGGGAAUAUUUUAUUUUUCUCCUGCAGAGAACUAGCAGCCCUGUGACACUAUACAAUGGAGCUGGCCAGUGAUUUGUCAUCACUGCAAAUUGAAGAAAACAGAAUGGUAGAGGGGACAUCAAAUCUCUCUGCUAACCCAGAGAUAAUGUCCACAGAUGAACCCGAAGAAGAAUCGCCCUCUGCAGCAUCUCGUCGGACUCGAUCGUCAAGGAAACGUGUCCGUGCUGUAGCAGUAGCCUGCACAGCCAGGCCACAAUGGAAGAAAAGACUUCAAAAUCUUGACACUGACGAGAAGAAAAUCUGCUUGUUUUACACAAAUGUUAACAAAAAUUGGAAAACAAAGCACACUAAUUUAGAAACUAUUUUUGAAGAACCAAAAGAAAGUAGGGAUGGAAAUGAAAUGACUAUGUCUAAAGCAAAAUUGCGCAGAUCACUGAUUUUCAAUACUGAUCGCGUUACUAAAGCUAAGAAGGAGAGGAGAAGAAAGGCUAUAACCAAAAAUAAAUCGGAUGUGAUCAAAGCAAAGAUAGCAAAAUCUGGAGUUUGACUUAUUCGGACUGUGUCAGCUGAACAUUGACUCUGUGAAAGCUGGAAUGUGAUUAAUAUAGGGACUGUGUUUAGUUUAAGUUUAAUUGAGUAUUUUAAGCUGCCAAGGAAAUAACGAGUCCAGCUUUUGGACAAGCCAUGUAUGGUUUGGGACCGUGUUUUUGAUUUGAAAUGAAUUAAAUUUCAAGUUUUCUUUCA